Molecule: messenger RNA, 1712 nt
Organism: Musca domestica (house fly)
Lineage: Eukaryota; Metazoa; Arthropoda; Insecta; Diptera; Muscidae
Gene: Osi15
Exons: 3
Coding region: 131-769 (212 amino acids)
Source: RefSeq, a predicted model, not a curated record
CCUUGACAUUAACAGAAAAAAAAAACAGAAAAUAAAAAACACAGAGAUUAAUAACGAAGAAAAUAUUAAAAAUAUUUUUCAACGAUAAAAAUAUUCUAAUUUAAACAACAAAAACAAAAAUCAAAACACCAUGUAUUCGAAAGUUAUUUGUGUUGUCUUCGUGGCCACUUUUGUGUGCGGUGCUGUGGCCCUGCCCAAACAGGAUGCCAACGAAAAGGAUUUAGUGAACAUGAUCAACAAAAUCGACAGCGAACCCAGUGUACCAUUGUUCGGUGGCCUGAGCAUUGUACGCUCCGAAAGUGGUCGCGCCUUUGGUCCUGCUGCUGGCAAAGCUGUUGAAACUUUCGAAGAACGCGCUGAACGUUAUUUGAAAUCUCACCAAUUGAACUUCUCCUUCCCCGAUGUCGAUGAAGAAGAAGAAUCAAAUGGUCGUGCCAUGGAAGAACCCCGCAGCAAGAAAAUGAAGAAGAUGUUGGUCCCCUUGCUCUUGGCUUUGAAAUUGAAGAAGGCCGUUAUCGUUAAGGUUCUCUUCAUGAUCAUCAAGUUCAUUUCCCUCAAGAGUUUGGCUAUCUCUUUCUUGGCUCUCUUCUUCGCUGGUGCCACUUUCUUCAAGGACUUGUUGAGCAAAAAGAAGGAACACAUCACCACCGCCUACAUCACCGGCAGUCCUUUGAACGCUGAAAUUGUGCACUCUGACUGGAACCGCAAUGGUCAAGCUGCUGCUUCUGAAUUGGCCUACAACCACUACGGUUUGGCUCAACCUUUCUAAGCUAUCCUUCUAAAACUUUCUGAUUCUUCUAUGCCUCCUGCCUUUACUAUACUAUCUCUUCUAUCUAUCUCUCUCCAUCCCCUCUCUCUCUCUCCUUCUCUGACUCUAAGCUCUCUAUGCUGAAAAACAAACAAGACUAAAUUUACACAUUUAGUUUUAGAAUUUAGUUAAAAUCUAUUUUUUAGUUAGUUUCUUGCUAUAAACCAAAAAAAAAAAAGAAAAAAUUUUCCCCUACCCUACCACAAUCUACUACUUCCCAAACGACCCAUGGCUCUUGAAAACUUUGGACUACUCCUGCUCCAAUUAAUGAAAAAAGCUUCAUAAUUCAUUCAUCUCUUCAUUAUGAAAGUAAUUUAUUUCAUGUCCAUUAUAUCAUAAAUUUCUUCCCCAUCAUUUUUUUGGUGGUGUCUCUGUUUUUAUGGUAUGAAAUUUUGAAAGGCUAGUACAGCGUCCUUUCUUCUGCCAACGAAACGAAAUAUUUACGUUUUUCCAACUCUGAAAAAUUGUGUGCGAAAUUGGUGCAUUUGAAUUUUAAUGAAAUGUUAAAUCGUUAUUUAUAAUGUUAACUGAUAAAAGAAAAUAUAUAUGUACAUAAUUUGUAUAUUUUUGUUUGUGAGUAUUCUCAUACAUACAUACAUAACAACACUCAGGUUGUAUUUCAUCGCUAGAAUGUGCUUAAGGACCACACUUGAAUUUCGUGUUAAACUUUUUUUGUAUACCCCAACUUUGUAACAAGGAAGGAUCUUAAAAGUCUGAUAAUUUUUUUGCCAGAGAACAAAAAACACAACAAAAAAAUCACAUAAUUUAUUUUUCAUUAAUUAUAAGUAUUUAUAAAAGUUAAAAAAAAAAAACAAACAAAAAAUCAUUACCAAAAGAAAUAUGUAUUUAAUUACAAUCAUGGAACAAACCAAGCAAACUGAAUAAAAGUUCAUUUAAAAAAGCA